AUGUCUGUGGACAACAGCUUCGAUAAUUUUGAAUAGUUGAUGUUUCCUUCCUACGAUGAUAUGUAAAACAGAGAGAAAAUAGAGGAGUAAUACAUUUUAGAUCCUAUACCAUAAGAAUAGGAAGACAAACCAAUUCUCUAAAAUCCAGCUAAUAAUGGGAAAACUUACUAAUAAUUAUUUGAAAUAGUUUAACGAUUAAAUGACAUUAACUGGGUGGAACCAUCAUCAAAAAUCACUCCUAUCAAGCACUUGACUCCAAUUACUUACUGGUUUAUUAUAUGUUCCCAAUACUUCCAAAAAGGUGCUGAUCCUAAAAUCAUCAAGUAUUCAACACUCUUUACCCUUUAGAAUCAAUUAAGAAUGCCAACAAGUUCAAGAAGAAACUACUCGUCCGUACACUUACUUUGACGAUUGGUUCAUUAUGGAGAUGAGAAACAUAGUAAACUAUAAUCUAAGAUAGAUGGUUAAAAGAAUUAUAACCCAAAAAUGAUUUAGAAUUAUUGUAGACUGAACUAGAACAACAAUUACUCGAUACCUAACUCCAAGUAAAUACUCAAAUAGAUACAAUAAAAAUAGAAAAGCCUACUUUGAAUAUUCAAAAUCCUUCUGAUUAUAUUCUCAAAGAUCUUGUUGGUUUAACAGAUAUUGAGAACCAAUAUCUUAUCUAUCUUGAAAGUUAACAAAAGUAAUUUAUAUAUUUUCAUAUCUAGAUAUUAUGAUGAAUCAAUUAUUAAUUAAACAAAAUCAUCUAAUUUAGCAGGAACAGCAAGAAAACUAUAAAAUGUUUAUAAUAAUUGUUAGAUUUGUAAUCAAGGUGUUAAAUCAGAAGAUCCACUUAUAUCUUGUUAGAAAUGUUAAAUAAUAGUUCAUUAAAAAUGUUAUGGAUUAGAGAAUGUAUUAAAUAAUUGGAUUUGUGAUGUUUGUUUGAAUUUUGGUAAUAAAGGAAAGUUUUUGAAAUGUCCUCUUUGUCCAAAAUUAGGUGGAGCUAUGAGACCAACUAAUAUUGCAAUGAAAGAUUCUAUAUUUGAAUAAAUUAAUCCUUCUUUUCAUACAUAUGCUAUCAAUUCUAAAGUUGAUAGACAAAGUAAUUAAAUAGAUUUAUUUUAGAACCUCCUCCUGAUGGUGAAGACAAUUAUAAUUUUAUGAUAAUAUAAUAUCAACUUGAAAAUAUGUCUGGGGAAUCACCAAAAGCUGAAAAGAUAUGGACUCAUGUUUCUUGUUCUUUAUGGUUAGAUUUUGAUCUAACAAAAAUUGAUAAAAGAAAAUUUAAUACUUUAUGUAGUAUAUGUAAAUAGAAAAAAAAUGGAGCAUGUUUAUCUUGUUCAAAAUCUAAAUGUACUAUAUCAUUUCAUCCUGAAUGUGCUAGAAGAUCUUAAAUUUAUAUGGAAUCCGAUAAUAUUUAUUGUUUUAAACAUUAACCUUUAAAAAUCAAGAGAAUAUUUGAUGAUUAACAUAAAUAAUGGAAGGAAGAGAUUUAUUCAUUUUUUAAAUAAUAUGAAAAAUUAGAAUAAUAAUUAGCUAAUAGACCUAAAAAUAAUGAUAUAGAAUUUUUAAAAUUUGAACUCAAAGCUUAAUAAGAAGAAAUUGAGGCUGAUAUUAAAUAAGAAAAUGAAUUAUUAUUUUAAAGAAUUACUGAUAUUUUGGAAAAGGAUGAAAAAUUCAUAGUCACAUUUUAAUAAAAUCAAGUUAUAGAUAUAUAAUUACCUUUAAAGAGAUAAUCAAUCUAUGAUAUUGAAGAAAAUGAUAAAAUUUGGUAAUAAUUGGCUAAUGAUAAAUAUUCUUCAGAAUAGGUAUACAUUCUAUAUCAAAGAGCUAUCAGAAUGAGAAAAAAGAAAAAGUAAGGUAAUGCAAUUAUAUAAUUGUAAAUGCCUUCAAUUUAGGAAUUACCAAAUAGAAAGAGACAUUCAAUUUAUUCUAGACCUAAAUUCUUUAAAUAUCAUAAAAAACAAAAAUAAAAUGGUGUAUCUAAUAAUAAUAAUACUAAUAAUAAUAAUACUAAUAAUAAUAAUAAUAAUAAUAAUAAUAAUAAUAAUAAUAAUAAUAUAUCUCUAAAAAUAAAAAUACCAAAAGAAGCUAUAAAUAUUUAAUAAUAAUAUUGUAUUUGCAAAUAAUAAAAUGAUGAAGAAAUGAUGUGUAUUAUAUUUAUUUAUUAUUUUAGAAUGUGAAAUUUGUUCAGAAUGGUAUCAUCUUAAAUGUUUAGGAUUUUUGAGUACUGUAGAAGAUGCCCAGAAUAUUUAUUUCUAUUGUUUUAGAUGUGAAUAGAAAUUAAAUCGAGAAUAAACCAAAUAUAUCAAAAGAUAUAAAUAAUAUUUUGCAGAUGCUACAUUUCGAGAUCUAAAAUUAAAGAUAGGAAUGUCCCCUCAUGAAUUAAGAGCUCAUGAAAAAAAGAAUUAUAAAUAGUUGUCUAAAUGA
Messenger RNA from Paramecium pentaurelia, 2412 nucleotides. The record is from the annotation of a GenBank genome assembly. Lineage: Eukaryota; Ciliophora; Oligohymenophorea; Peniculida; Parameciidae.